AUGACACUUAAUGAGGUGACCCCGUGCACCCGCGAAGGACUGAUGAAAUCGCAUAAACCUCCCUUAGUUAAGAAAGGUUUUCGAUUCGUUUCACGAAGAAAAGAUAAUAGAAAGCGUAGACAAUCAAUGCGUCCUGCUGAAUUUAUUAAGGGGUCUGACAUGCACGAUGCAGUCUACACUCAAAUAAAAUCUAACGUCAUUCUCGAGAACUAA
Messenger RNA from Necator americanus (New World hookworm), 213 nucleotides. RefSeq lists its product as uncharacterized. The record is from RefSeq and is a predicted model, not a curated record. Bases 1 to 213 code for a protein of 70 amino acids. NCBI's taxonomy places the organism in Eukaryota, Metazoa, Nematoda, Chromadorea, Rhabditida, Ancylostomatidae. The transcript has 2 exons.